AUGAGGUCGCAGCUCAACGCGUCCGUCUCGCCGUCGCUGCCGCCGCCGCCGUCCUCGCUCCGGCGAGCUCUCCCCUCUGCCACGCCCCGCGCCCUCAGGUUCCACGCGUCCCCGUGGCGGUUCCGCGCUCCUCCUCGUCACCACGGCCGCAAAGCUGGAGCUCGCUGCGCUACCAAUCUGCCCGCGCCCGGCAGCCAAGGAGUUGGAGUGCUCGCCUCCGAGAGGAGGCCCGAUGAUGGCGACACUACUACUGUGAAAAAUGCAGAGGCGCCUAGCACUUCAACAUCCACUGCAAAUUCCUUGGGCUUUCCCACACAGGGGAACUGCAACAUGGCUGCCAUUGUUAGCAUAGCAUUCUGCUUUCUACACAGAAUCGUUUCUGGACGGAUGCAGUUGAUGAUGAAUUUGUUCCCCUGGAUGUCAAAUGGCAUUACAAGUUUGCCAUUUGCUUGCAUAUCUGAUCCUACCAGAAAACCCAUGCCUCUUAAGCUAGAUUUGACUCUUCCACCACUGCCUAAUUUUGGAGGGAGUUUUUCACGAUUGUACUAUCUGUUCAACUCUCAGCUUGAUCGGAACAUUGCCUUGUCUAUUGUUACCUUGCUCAUCACAUGCUUUUCAUUUGUCAUUAUUGGAGGAUUACUGUUUCAUAAGUUCAGGAAGCAACAACAAUCCCUGGAGGACUGCUUUUGGGAAGCUUGGGCAUGUCUAUGUUCAUCAUCUACCCAUCUAAGGCAAAAGACACGUGUUGAGCGUGUCAUUGGGUUCUUUCUUGCUAUCUGGGGUAUAUUAUUCUAUUCUCGUUUAUUAAGUGCAAUGACAGAGCAAUUUAGAAACCAGAUGCAUAAAGUAAGGGAAGGGGCGCAGGUGCAGGUUAUUGAGGAUGAUCAUAUCAUUAUUUGUGGAGUCAAUAGUCAUCUGACGUCCAUAUUGAUCCAAUUGGAUAAGUACCAUGAAUCAUCAAUUCGCUUAGGUUUAGCUACAGCAAGGAAGCAGAAAAUCCUUCUUCUCUCGGAUCUUCCAAGGAAGCAGAUUGACAAGCUUGCAGAUAGUGUGGCCAAAGAUUUAAACCAUAUUGAUGUAUUCACCAAGAGUGCUAGUCUUAGCAUGUCAAAAUCAUUUGAGAGAGCAGCAGCACACAAAGCAAAGUCUAUAAUUAUCUUGCCAGCAAAGCACGAAAGAUAUGAAGUGGAUACAGAUGCAUUUGUCUCUCUAUUGGCUCUGCAACCUUGUACACAAAUCGCACCUAUCCCUAUCAUUGUUGAGGCUUCUAACUCAACCACAUGUGAACUUCUGAAAUCAAUCACUGGCUUAAAUGUGCAACCUGUGGAGAUGGUUGCUUCUAAGUUGUUUGUGCAGUGCUCUAGGCAAAAGGGCCUUCUGAAAAUCUACAAGCACUUGCUUAAUCAGCGCAAAAAUGUUUUCAACCUUUUUAGCCGGCCUGAACUAGGGGGCAUGAAGUAUAUGGAUGUCAGACGUAAAAUCCAUGAUGCAGUCGUUUGCGGUAUCUUUCGGUCUGGAAAAAUUUAUUUUCACCCAAGCGAGGAAGAACUGCUGAAAGAAACAGACAAAUUACUUCUUAUUGCUCCUAUUCAUGGGAUGAGAAGACCAAAAUAUAGAGUGUUAAGUGUACCGAAAGAAACACAAACAUCGAGUCAUUACUCAGAAUCAAGAGAGGAUCAAGGAUCAUUUAAUACGGCUACUACCAUGGAUAAUGAAACACGGCUAAAGAACAUUGUAAAGCGCCCCUCAAAAUCUCUUUCUAAGAGCAGUGAUUAUAUGCUGGGACCAAAGGAACGUGUGCUUAUUGUUGGCUGGCGACCAAAAGUUACCGAAAUGAUACGGGAGUAUGAUAGUUACCUUGGACCUGGUAGUACAGUGGAAAUUUUGUCAGAAACCCCUAUUAAAGAGAGGAGCAGUAUCAUCAAUCCCCUUUUGCAGAGCCAGCUUAAAAAUGUUGAAGUUACUCAUCGGGUAGGGUGUCCUUUGAACUAUGAUACUCUGAAGGAAACGAUAAUUAACAUGCAGAAAUCUGCCCCUGAUAAAGAGGUUCCACUUUCAAUAGUUGUGAUAUCUGACAGAGACUGGUUUGUUGGAGCAGAUGCUGCACAGGCUGAUAAACAGUUGGCAUAUACCCUUCUUCUUGCUGAAAACAUUUGCCAGAAACAUGGUGUUACGGUUGAGAAUCUUGUAUCAGAAAUUGUUGACAUGGGACUGGGAAAACAAAUAUCUAAAAUAAGACCAUCCCUUUCAUUUAUUGGAGCAGAGGAAAUAAUGAGCCGUGUUACAGCACAAGUUGCGGAAAGUAGUGAGCUGAAUGAAGUCUGGAAGGAUAUCCUGAACGCUGAAGGCGAUGAGAUCUACAUUAAGGAAAUUGGGCUGUACAUGAAGGAAGGAGAGAAGAUAUCAUUCUUGGAGCUUUCUGAAAGAGCAGUUUUACGUCGUGAAGUUGCGAUUGGUUACGUCAAGGACGGCAAGCAGCAUAUUAAUCCUAUCAACAAAUCGGAGCCACUGUUUCUUGAAAUGAAUGAUUCACUCAUUGUGAUAUCGGAGUUUGAAGGUGAACAGCCAAUUAUGAUGGAAGAAGGAACUUCAAGAUAG
This is a messenger RNA of Miscanthus lutarioriparius, 2598 nucleotides long. The record is from the annotation of a GenBank genome assembly. Lineage: Eukaryota; Viridiplantae; Streptophyta; Magnoliopsida; Poales; Poaceae.